UUUUCCUCCACAAAGCUGAUAAAUGUGGGCAGGCUAGGCUUCUGUUUCCGUGAUGUGAAGAGCUGACACCUGCCUGGUUGGAGCUGGCCUCCCUUCACAGCUGCCAGAAGCACCGGGCUCCACCACACGAGGACACCCAGCCCCACCUGGCUCACUCUCUCAAGGCCACAGUGCAGAAGCCUACAGCUGUCCCCCAGUCCCCCUGCCAAGCCACCCGGGAUUUCCAGCAACUGCUGUCAGCAUGGCCGAGGCCCCUGUGGACCCAAGUGAGACAGACCUUGAGCAAAGCAUCCUGCGGGUACUGAGGGAGGCUGGCUCCCCUGUGAAGACUGCCCAGCUGGUAAAGGAAUGCCAAGUGCCCAAGAAGAAACUCAACCAAGUCAUCUACCGGCUGAAGGCAGAGUCGCAGGUGGCCCUCGUAGGCCCCGGAACGUGGUGCUUGGGCGACGGUGGGACUGGAGAAGUGGUUCCUGCAGAAGGGGCCCAGCCCAGCCAGGCAGAGAGACCCCAGCAAGGAGCAGUUACAAUCCCAGAGAGACCUGGCUCUCUGCUCAGUGAACAGCAGAAAAGGAUCUACCGGUUUCUGGAAGCAAGAGGGCCUUGUAAGGCCCUGAUCAUUGCCCAGUCCCUGGGAUUGAGGACAGCAAAAGAAGUCAACCCAGACUUGUAUGCCCUGAGGAUAAAGCACCUUGUGGACUAUGACCAGAAUUCAAAUGUAUGGAAAAUUUAUCAACCAGCAGAAGUUUCUGGAGGAGGAAAUCAGUCCACCACAAUCAUUUACCAGCAAAACCCCACCAACGUGAUCAGCCAGAAUGGCCCAAACAGCCACAUUUCCAUUAAGAACUCUGCAGCCAUCCAGAUCGGACACAGGAACACCAUACUGAGCCAGACGGCUUCUGGGGAGAAUGGCCCCACAGCUCCCCUCAACCUCCCUCUACUGGCAUCAACUGAUCCGUCAACUCAGGACCCCCUGGAUGGAUCCUGGGUGCCCCAGGAUAUCCGCAUGGAGAACUCUGAGCUCAGACGGGUGCAGCUGGGACACGGCAAUGAGAUGAGUCUUCAUAGCACCCCGACCGAGGGCCCUGCCUGCAGCCCAUCUGGCAGGCGCCCAGUCUUUGCCACCACUGGCUCAGAAGCUUCAUUCAAAAUGCGAAUGCCCACACCAGGCCACAGCAAGGGGGAUGUGGAGAGUGUGGCCCAACGAGUCCAUAUCCGUUCCUGCUUCCUGGAAGACGCUGCCAUUGGCAAUCACAACAGAAUGAGAGUCAUCACGGGGGCAGCUGAAGGAGGAGGUGCAGGGCCUGAAGACAGCGAUGGGGACCCUGGGGAGCCGGCAGGUGAUGCACGUCCUCACACAGAAGCUGCUCAGCACAGAGGCAACGUCCCUGACAACGAGGGUCCCACUGAUGCUGACAUUUCCAUGCUCACCUCUCACCUGGAAGCUGUGACUCUCGAAGGCAGGGAUCUGGAAGCUACAGAAGACACCCCCUGAGUGGACAGAACCUCAGACGUGGGGUCCCCAGGGGGAGGUGGGGUUCAGAACAAAGUGCCCAUGGAUGAACUUGCUUCAGCUGAGGCCGGGUGGGAGCCAAUGGAGGCUGGAGAGCCCCUGCGCUGCGCUGUCACGUCCCAUAAAUGU
This is a messenger RNA of Rhinolophus ferrumequinum (greater horseshoe bat), 1639 nucleotides long. RefSeq names its product Z-DNA binding protein 1 (gene ZBP1). Gene Ontology annotation, molecular function: RNA binding; DNA binding; double-stranded RNA adenosine deaminase activity. The transcript has 8 exons. The record is from RefSeq and is a predicted model, not a curated record. Lineage: Eukaryota; Metazoa; Chordata; Mammalia; Chiroptera; Rhinolophidae. The coding region runs from base 242 to 1492 and encodes 416 amino acids. Gene Ontology annotation, cellular component: nucleus. Gene Ontology annotation, biological process: positive regulation of type I interferon-mediated signaling pathway.